Molecule: messenger RNA, 489 nt
Organism: Macroventuria anomochaeta
Lineage: Eukaryota; Fungi; Ascomycota; Dothideomycetes; Pleosporales; Didymellaceae
Exons: 1
Coding region: 40-243 (67 amino acids)
Source: RefSeq, a predicted model, not a curated record
GAGCACCGUUCGGGGUCCUUUGCAAAGACACUGCUAGCGAUGUUGGUCCGAUUGCUGGCCAGUGCAGCGAUAAGGUUGGGAGGGCUUGGGUGCAAGAGAUUUCCCUAUGCACUUCAUUGGUCUGAGGAGCCAGUCGUGCUAGAGGUAGACACUCCUGUUCGCCGCCCCUCCAUCUACCUGCGCGCAUGUCCUUACCGUAGCAAGAUUGGAGUGCUGAUUAUAAUGUUGCUCGUCUUUGGUUGAUUGACAUCGUGGGCUCAGUGCCGUGAAUUCUGAUUAGCUGGGUGGUAAAAAGCAGAUAUAAUCAAGUCAUAAUUGGAACAGGUACUGAGCACUGCGUAAACAACAACAACAAUGCGCGUGAACAGCUGCUCAAGAGCGGUGAGAAGUUUAUCAAUGCCGGGUUGUUUCAGACUGCAAAAAGAGACAGAGAAUAUCGUUGGUGGAUUUACCGUUUGAAAUAAAAAUAACAGAUGCUUUUGACACAAG